AUGGUCGGCGUUCCAGGCAAAUACAAAGGCUGCGAGACCUGUCGGCUACGUAGGGUGAAGUGCGAUAACGAACGGCCCUUUUGCAAAAAAUGCCUCGAUAGUGGCCGGCAGUGCGCUGGGUAUGAGCGCGAGACUGUGUUCAUCAUAGGAACACUGGACGAUGGAGGCCGGUGUUCUUCGCAUCCGCCCCGUGUCAUCAAGUCGAGAAAGGCCAAAGGCAGCUCGCCGAGAGCAGGUUCGCCGAAACCUGGUCCAUCAAAGGAGAAGGCGCCCGAGAGAGCUCAGGGUGACCCUAUAACCCUCGUUGCCGUGGAACCUCUGCGGCCGGCGUGGGACGAUCUCAUCUCCGUUUCGGACCGCGAUAGCUUCCAUCAAGUUCAGCUCGCAGCUCUACGCACAAGUCUUCAGUCCUUGAAUCGGGAGACAGAUAGUGUAAGGGAUGCGAGCUUCCAAGUAACAGGAUUUGAGACAUAUGCUCCAGCAGACCUACACCCACCGCCAGUGGAAGAAGAGUUCACAAUACACGCACAAUGCAUGGUGCACUUGAACCAGCCAAGCGACAACCCGACCGCCAAUAUAGAGGCAGCUGUCACAGAUAGCAUCUGCCUGUAUCUCUACGAGCAUAACGCCUCGCUCAGGUACGAUAGCCUGCCCCCGUGGAGCGGUUCUGCUUCUCAGUCAGACCCGGUGAAGCGAUUGGGUCCAGAAGCUUUCAAAGGAUUUCCAAGUCACCACUUUUUUGUUCGAGUGUAUCGUCCUACUGCAAUAUCUGCUGCGCUCAUAAACCGCCAGAACACCUUCCUGUCAGGACCGCAGUGGCUCACUGUACCGUGGGAGACCUAUCCCAAGUCAUGGACAGACAGACUCUUCGAUACAAUCUUGCUCCUCCCAUCCCUCCUAUCCCGCUGCGAUCGAUUACUACCAUACAACCCCACCAUGGCUCGCCGCCUCAUGGCCCAAGAUCUACUUGUCAAUUGCUUGAGUGUUGAGAGACUUCUAGACGAUUGGCAUGUCGCUGUGAAUCCUGGCUGUGUGGACCUCACACAGCCGCUGGCGUUCUGGAUGGAGGCUCCAGUUGAUGCGCAUGCUCAUAUCCCCUUUGCUGAGGCCUUUGCCUUCCAGAACUCCGUGGCGGCGGUGACCUUCAUCUACUAUUGGACGUCAUUGAUAGUAUUUUACCAAUGUAUCGAGCGAGUCCACUCGGUCAUCUUUCAGCCCGUUGUCGACGCUUUCCCUCAGAUCUACCCAGAUCUACCCCCGAAUCUGCACAUCGACGUCAGCAAGUACUCCAUGGAGAAGGUCAGAGAUCUGGCGGCCAAUGUGUGCCGUGGCUUGGACUUUGCGCUCAAUUCAACGGUUCAGCCAGAUCUGCUAGUGGCGCCUCUGUUCAUCAUCGAGCAGUUAUACAAGGAGGUCAAUGCUACCUAUGGUGACGCUGCAUUGGAGCUCAUUUGGUGCGACGGCUUCCGCAUGAGGCUGGCGGCGAAAGGUCAAGACCUCGUUGAGCGGUCGCCCACCAGAGAUAUGCCGCCCAAGCGAGCUGCCUAUGUGAUCUGGGUCAACGGGGUGACGAACCCAGACCAGCUCGCAAUCGCCAGGAGGCUCGCUGCCUUUCUCGGCAAUGGCGCCACCGCUGUUGACCUGUCUGUCAGCACCGCCACUUCGAUCCCGCCCGAUAAGCGGUCUCAGGACCGCGCGCGCAACGAUGCGCUCUUGAAAUUCGUCUUUGCAGCGGACCGGAAGUACAAAGCUGUUGUCAUCACAGACCUACAGUACAACACGGCACAAGGCAGACACGCCUUUGAAGAGGUCCAGACUGCCGCAAGGGUGGCUGACCGACCUUUCCUACCGGUCUACUUGAACAGCGCCGCCACUGCGACCGCCACCACGACCGCCACCGGGAAGGCAGGUCAGAACACAGCAGAUUCGAUGGAGGACAAGGGACCACCACAAAUCAAGAGGGCUCUGGCGGGAGGCCACGAUGGCAGAAGCAAGGCUGACUCCAGUGGCGCGAGGCGAGAUUUCGGCGAUGCCGCCGGGGGCGCGGCAGCCGACGGCCCCACCAAUCGCGUGGCGGAUGCCGAGAUGCUGUUCCGUGGCCCCGGCACUGAGGGCCUCUCUGUCGACGCAUGGGGCCGAUCAGGUGCCGCAGCUGCCUUGGAAAUCUACAGGCACGUGUGCGAUCUCGAGCAGGGGGUCAAGUGGGUUGAUCUCGAGGAGGAUAGUGAUGACGGAGGGUGGAGUCUCGUCUCCAAAGGUCGCGAGCCCGACCCAUGA
Thyridium curvatum is the source of this 2277-nucleotide messenger RNA. RefSeq lists its product as uncharacterized. Gene Ontology annotation, molecular function: DNA-binding transcription factor activity, RNA polymerase II-specific; zinc ion binding. The record is from RefSeq and is a predicted model, not a curated record. The transcript is spliced from 6 exons. Gene Ontology annotation, biological process: regulation of DNA-templated transcription. The coding region runs from base 1 to 2277 and encodes 758 amino acids. NCBI's taxonomy places the organism in Eukaryota, Fungi, Ascomycota, Sordariomycetes, Thyridiales, Thyridiaceae.